ACAACAACAAAUCAAAUACUUCUUGUAUAAAGAAAAGCCUUCAUUUUCUUUCAAACCAAACACAAACAAACAUGGCUCCUGCUAUCACUACCCUCACUGCACCCAAAGCCACCGUGGUCAAUGGCCGCACCGCUGGUAACCGUGCUUUUGUGACGUUCCUUGCCGGGAACGGUGACUAUGUGAAAGGUGUUGUAGGGUUGGCAAAGGGUCUGAGAAAAACGAAAACAAUGUACCCUCUUGUUGUUGCAGUGCUACCCGAUGUUCCUGAAGAGCACAGAAAGAUUCUGAUAUCUCAAGGGUGCAUUGUUAGGGAGAUUGAGCCUGUGUAUCCACCUGAGAACCAGACACAGUUUGCUAUGGCCUAUUAUGUCAUCAACUACUCCAAGCUUCGUAUUUGGGAGUUUGUGGAGUAUAGCAAGAUGAUAUAUCUGGACGGUGACAUUCAAGUGUUUGAGAACAUUGACCACCUCUUUGACUUGCCGGAUAACUACUUCUAUGCUGUGAUGGACUGUUUUUGUGAACCAACUUGGGGCCACACCUCCCAGUACAAGAUCGGUUAUUGCCAGCAAUGCCCUGAUAAGGUUCAAUGGCCUAAGAACUUUGGUCCGAAGCCCCCACUUUAUUUCAAUGCUGGCAUGUUCGUUUAUGAACCAAAUCUUGUUACCUAUCAUGACCUUCUUAAAACACUUCAAGUCACAAAACCUACAUCCUUUGCAGAGCAGGACUUUUUGAACAAUUACUUCAAGGAUAAGUACAAGCCCAUAUCAAAUGUUUACAACCUUGUUCUUGCCAUGUUGUGGCGUCAUCCUGAAAAUGUUGAGCUUGACAAAGUUAAAGUAGUUCAUUACUGUGCUGCUGGGUCUAAACCAUGGAGGUAUACUGGGAAGGAAGAUAACAUGGAUAGAGAAGACAUCAAGAUGCUGGUGAAGAAAUGGUGGGAUAUAUAUGAAGAUGAGACUCUGGAUUUCAAUCAUCCCGUCAAUUCAGAAAGGUUUAAGAUGGCUAUUUUGGAGUCUGGUAGUGAAAUCAAGUUUGUUCCCGCACCAUCCGCAGCAUAGUUUAUAUCUUCUGAUGAUCAAGGAAUCAAAGUUAGUGUGUGAUCCGUGUACAUAAAUAUGUAUAAGGAGUCAUACAUAUAUGGAGUCAUAUAUAUAGUUAUAUACCACUAAGUCUUUCUUAUAGGUUAAGACAAUGAAGAGGACCACUUUUAUGAGUCCACUUUUUUUUUUAAUUAUUUUUUUGUUUUUUUUGGACGUUAUGAAGCUUUGAGAUUAUCCUAAAUUUUAUAUAAAUGGAUAUUCUUUAUUGUGUUA
Arachis stenosperma is the source of this 1313-nucleotide messenger RNA. RefSeq names its product galactinol synthase 2-like. Gene Ontology annotation, molecular function: glycosyltransferase activity. NCBI's taxonomy places the organism in Eukaryota, Viridiplantae, Streptophyta, Magnoliopsida, Fabales, Fabaceae. The coding region runs from base 72 to 1058 and encodes 328 amino acids. The record is from RefSeq and is a predicted model, not a curated record. The transcript is spliced from 4 exons.